Harpegnathos saltator (Jerdon's jumping ant) is the source of this 974-nucleotide messenger RNA. Its product is annotated as Apoptosis and caspase activation inhibitor. The record is from RefSeq and is a predicted model, not a curated record. The transcript has 4 exons. Gene Ontology annotation, biological process: negative regulation of G2/M transition of mitotic cell cycle. Lineage: Eukaryota; Metazoa; Arthropoda; Insecta; Hymenoptera; Formicidae. The coding region runs from base 95 to 778 and encodes 227 amino acids.
GUUUCCUGUUUUUUUUACCUGAUCUUCAGUCUACUACAAGAAGAUCCGCUCGGUCUAUUCUUUCUAUAUCUAUAGUUCGAAGAAAUCAGUAAGAAUGAUAGGAAAAAAGAUGAAAAUGAAGAAACAUCUCCAACAACCUACAUCGUCUUACGCCGACUAUUCGAUAGCGUCGACGGACGACGAAGACAUCGGUAAAGAUUUUGGUUCUUUCAUAAACGCGCCGCUUUCGAAAGGCGGGCAUUUUAUCUUCAAAUCGGAGAAGGACUGGUCUUCUGUCGACUUCUCAUCGGAAUACUCGGAAUUUUUUACUUUGAAUCUAAAUACACUGUCAGCCGCACUUGAUAGCAUUCCGUUUAACGAGUACAUUGAUGUAAAUGAUGGGUAUUUUACAAGCGAUCAAUUAACGAGUAUUUAUAAUAAAGCGGAGGAAUGUAAAGCAACUUAUAAUUGCAUUCUGAAUAUUGUAAAGACAUCUAGUUCUUCAGAUACUAUAUAUAUGGAAAAUAAGAUGAAUAAGAAUGCAGGAACAGAACAAUUGGAAUCACUGAGAGAGACGAAAUCUUUAUCAGAAGAUUGUUUCAAUAACUUGGAAGAUGAUGUAGAUGUCUUAUUGUCUUUGGAUGAACCCAUUCAGAAAAAUUUACCAAAAAUCACACAGACCUUUAGUAUACCUACUAUGUCCAUGUAUUUCAGCAAUAAUUCUAAACCGAAAUCAAAAGAUGUCCCAACUAAAUCAUUAGAUCUGGAGAAAUGGUUAGAUUCUGUCUUGGAUGAUUAAUUCCUAUUUUUCUAUAUAAAAAAGUACCGCAAUAUUUACUUGAUGCGAAGGAAAGGUUGUUAAAAAAAUAUCUACUGAAACAUUAUACUAGUUACCAAUGGAGUAGGUGCACUAGCGCCAAAUAAGAAGAACUGUUUAUAUUGCUCGAAUGUAAAAAACUAAAAAUACAAUGUGUAUAAAGGAGAUGAAAAGCCUA